Pseudogymnoascus destructans is the source of this 1621-nucleotide messenger RNA. RefSeq lists its product as uncharacterized. Bases 400 to 1566 code for a protein of 388 amino acids. Gene Ontology annotation, molecular function: DNA binding. The record is from RefSeq and is a predicted model, not a curated record. Lineage: Eukaryota; Fungi; Ascomycota; Leotiomycetes; Thelebolales; Thelebolaceae. The transcript has a single exon. Gene Ontology annotation, cellular component: nucleus.
GGAAAUUACUUCGGAAAACACAUACAUUUCUCUUUCUUACCUAUUCACUUGUGACAAAAUGGCUUUCUCACACUCUAAUACUCUCGAUCCUAUGGAGCAAGCCCUCGAGUUCCUUAAUGAGAACCCGUUUGAAAAGCCUGUCACUGCUGCACGAAUAUACCAUGUCAAUAAAAAUACCCUCUACUCAAACCUCCGUCGCAUGGGAGCAAAGGACGCUCUAAAUACUCGACCACUUGAACAUGGAGGACAUAAUAGGAUACUCUCAGACGCGCAAAUCAAGGCAGUCUACAAGUAUGUAGAGGACUCAUAUCAUGCAGGAUAUGGAGCGUCAAAACAGAUGGUAUUUACAGCAAUCAAUCAUUUACGGUCUACAGAAAUACCAUCAAAGCCACCACCUUCAUGGCAGGGUUUAUGAUGGGCAUUAUUUCAACUGCAACAGUGGUAACAAGCUCUGAUGGACGUACGAAGGCAAAGAAAGUACAGCCUGGCAAUCGUGAAUGGGCUACAGUAAUACAGGGUAUUAAUUCCCAAGGCUGGGCGAUUCCACCAUUUAUUAUUGUUGCGGGCAAAAACCACCUCACGUCUUGGUAUGAAAACAGCAGAUUUCCACCAAACUGGGUAAUUGCUGUUACAGAUAAUGGUUGGACAACAAAUGAGAAAGGCAUGGAUUGGAUCCGACAUUUCGAGAAGCAUACAAAACCUCGAACUGUAGGUGGUUAUUGUUUGUUCAUCGUUGAUGGUCAUGAAAGCCAUCACUCAGACGAAUUUGAGGAAUACUGCAAGGAAAACAAUAUUAUCACUCUAUGUAUGCUGGCUCAUUCUUCUCAUAUCCUCCAACCACUCGAUGUUGGGUGUUUUGGCCCACUGAAAAGGGCUUAUGGGCAGCAAAUCGAAAACAUGAUGCAGGCUCACAUCACACAUAUUACGAAGGAUGACUUCUUUCCCACAUUUCACGCUGCUUUCUUUAUUGCAAUGACUGAAAACAACAUCCGAGGAGGCUUCCGAGGCACUGGGCUUUUCCCAUUUGAUCCUGAUAGUGUGGUUUCUAUGCUUGAUCUCAGAUUUAGAACCCCGACACCACAAAACUCCCGCCCUAGCACCGCUCAACCUUGGGUUUCCCAGACACCAAAUAACCAAAAUGAAGCCUUAUCACAGACAGCUUUCAUUAAAAAUCGAAUUGCACAUCAUCAAAAUAGCUCACCAACCUCUAUUUACAAUGCUGUUGACCAAUUUGCAAAGGGAGCAUCACAUAUGAUGUAUCAAUUAGCAUUGUUAAAAGCAGAGAAUGAAAUGCUUCAGCAAGGGAUGGAACAACUUAGCAAACGCAGAAGGGCUAAAAAAACACGCCUACAGCAAGGAGGAUCACUUACACAACACGAAGCACAAGAGUUACAAGAUGAGAGGGACCUUGCACAACAAGUAAAGCAAGAAACACAGGCAGGGAGUGGUCGGAAGCCAAGGAAAGAAACACGCGCAAGGCGCUGUGGCAACUGUGGUGGCACAAAACACAAUGCACGCACCUGUCAGAUGGUAAUAGAGGUAUCUGAGGAUGAGUAUUCUACAUAGCUUUAAUUGAUUUAUAGCGUUGUAGUGGAAUUAUCAUAGUAUUUGUUAAGUGAGC